AUCGGGAGCAGCUACAAAGUUCUUCUGUAUGCAUUCCCUCUUUCUUCUCUCCUGAACCGACUUCUGCUUUCCAGUCAUUUUCCUUUGGAAAAAAUCAAACUUUUUUGUGGGGGGGUUAACUGUCUAAAAGGGAACCGAGGAGAGAGGCAAGCAAAAGCAGAUGAGAAGGAAAGAGGAAGAGACUGCCUAUUAAAUCCAGCCCUUCAGCCAAAGAGAGAGAAGAGAGUGAGCAAGCCACCGCACUGUUGCUUAAUGUGUCUGUUUUAAGUUUUAAGUUUGGUAAGCACAGUGGGAGAUGCAAGGAAUGGAUAUUGAAGACAAGUCAUCCAAAAUGUAUUGUAUGAGAGGCAAGCACGUGGCCAUUAUUUGUGGAGUGGUAUCUGCUGUGGCCUUAAUUUUGGGACUCGGAUUAGGUUUAGGAUUAAAACCUGAGGUCUGCUAUCCUCCAGAAGACAAUGGGCAAGUGUCAACAAAACCACCCACCCAACAAAACCACUCAUCCACUACUCCACAAGUCACACCUCCUUCAGAGCCCAGUGUCUUUUGCAGUGCCAAAAAUGAUAAAAAUGGACCCUGGAUUAAUUUUAGGCUGCCAAACUAUGUUCAGCCAGUUCAUUACGAUUUGGACUUGACUCCUGAGAUGGAAGCUGAGGUGUACACCGGAAUGGUAAAUAUCUCCAUCAGCUUGAAAGAACAGACAACAAGGCAUUUGUGGCUUCACCUGAGAGAAACAAAGAUCACGGAAAUACCUGAGCUCAGGACAUCCUCGGGCCAGGAAAUUGCGAUAAAGCGUUGUUUUGGAUAUGAACCGUCUGAAUAUGUGGUGAUAGAGGCCGAAGAAGACUUACGUCCUAGCAACUAUGUCCUGAGUAUGAAGUUCAAAGGCUAUUUGAAUGGUUCCCUGGUUGGAUUUUAUAGAACAAGCUAUGAGGAGAAUGGAAAGACCAAAAAACAGUUCCAAUAGAUGACAAAUGGACAAAGACAAUAUUCAGGAAAUCUGUGAAAAUGAGUACUUACUUGGUGGCCUGGGCUGUGCACCAGUUUAAACACGAAGAGAGAAAAUCAUCUCGUGGAAUUCCACUUCGCAUUUAUGCCCAACCACUCCAGCUAAAAACAGCCAGCUAUGCAGCAGACGUAACCAAAGUUGUAUUUGAUUACUUUGAAGACUAUUUCAGCAUGAACUAUUCGCUUCCAAAACUGGACAAAAUAGCAAUUCCAGAUUUUGGCACGGGGGCCAUGGAAAACUGGGGGCUGAUCACUUACAGAGAAACUAAUCUCCUUUACGAUUCACAAGAAUCUGCUGCUUCAAACAAGCAAAGAGUGGCAGCUGUGGUUGCCCAUGAACUUGUCCAUCAGUGGUUUGGAAAUAUUGUGACCAUGGAUUGGUGGGAUGACUUAUGGCUCAAUGAAGGAUUUGCCAGUUUCUUUGAAUUUAUGGGUGUAAAUGCUACAGAAGCAAAUUGGCAAAUGCUGGACCAAAUUUUAAUUGAUGACCUACUCCCAGUGCUGAAGGAUGAUUCUUUGGUUUCAUCUCAUCCUAUUACCGUGAAUGUGUCUUCUCCUGAUGAAAUAACUUCUGUGUUUGAUGGCAUAUCCUAUAGCAAAGGAGCAUCAAUUCUCAGAAUGCUUGAAGAUUGGAUCUCACCAGAAAACUUCAGAGCUGGAUGUCAGAAAUACCUAACAGACCAUGAAUUUAACAAUGCAAAAACAGACGAUUUCUGGAAAGCAAUGGAAGAGGUAAGUGGAAAACCUGUCAAAGAAGUGAUGGACACAUGGACCAGGCAGAUGGGUUAUCCUGUGCUGAAAGUCAAUAAUUCAAAGUCAACAGUUACACAGCAACGUUUUCUAUUGGAUCCCAAAGCAGAUCCUUCCAAGCCAUCUUCUCCAUUUAGGAAUUACUAUUCCACGACCCGGUAAUCCUCCUCCCGAUUCUUUCUUGAAAGUAAACAAGGAUCAUGUUGGUUUUUAUCGUGUAAAUUAUGAACCCCACGUCUGGCGUGAUGUAGCUGAUAUUAUGAGGAAGGACCAUCAGAGGUUUAGUCUAGCUGAUCGCGCCGGUUUUAUAGACGAUGCCUUUGCAUUGGCCAGAGCUGGCCUUCUGAAGUAUGCUGAUGCAUUGAACCUUACAAAGUAUCUGCUUGACGAGAAAGAAUAUAUACCAUGGCAAAGGGCUGUAGUAGCGGUAUCCUAUAUUGGACACAUGAUUGAAGAUGAUACGAUACUCUAUCCCAAAUUUCAGAGGUAUUUUGGCAGCCUGGUCAAGCCCAUCGCAACUGAACUGAAAUGGGAGACUGAUGGUGACCAUAUCAAGAGCCUCCUUCGUACAACUGUUUUGGAAUUCGCAUGCAAUAUGAAUGACCCACAGGCUUUGGCGAAUGCCUCUUCACAGUUUGAGACUUGGAUGAAUGGAACAAGGCUAGAUGUAAACAUCCGCCUCCUGGUGUACCGUUAUGGGAUGCAGCAGUCAGGUGACGAGGAAGCCUGGAAUUAUAUGUUUCAUCAGUACACAACUGCAACAUUAGCUCAAGAAAAGGAGAAGCUUCUCUAUGGCCUGGCAUCAGUGAAAAACAUAACCCUGCUGAACAGAUACACUCUUAAUGAUAGAAAUCUUGGUCGCCUAAUAUCAAGAAUAUCAGGCACAUUUAACACAGAGCUCCAGCUUUGGCAGAUGGAAAAUUUCUUUGAGAGAUAUCCUGAUGCUGGAGCAGGAGAAGCCUCAAGAAAGCAAGCUUUGGAAACUACAAAGAGCAACAUCGAAUGGCUAAAACUGUACCGAGAUGACAUAGCAACCUGGCUUAAAGAUUUAUAACAGCCAAACUUUGUAUAAUUUUGUCUCAGUCCUCAUGAAAAUUCUUAGGAUUUUUUUUUAAAAUCACACCAGCAUGUAAUUUGCAGAAAUACUACAUUUAGAUUUUGACAGAUCUGUCAACUUUGAAAUAUCUUAAUUUAUUGAAAUACAUAUUGAAAAUAGCCAAGUCAUUCUUAAAUAUUCCUAUAAAUGUUUCUAAUCUCUUAGAACAUUUUUUCACAUUUUAAUUGGACAAAAUGUAAAAUUGUCAUUUGCACAAAAAUAAUUAUAGGAUCUCCAUUACCUUUACGAGCAUUACUGAUGUUUGUACUUAACCACAUAUUCUCCAUGCUGAAAACGAAACUUUUAUACAAAAAUAUUUAUUAUUCCAUGUGUUCAGGAGGCCCUUCCAAAUAAAACUUCAGAGAAUCCAUUCCAAAGGGAGGGCUUUGCCUCUAUUUAGAAAAAAAGAUAAUAUGUAUAUAUUCUGUUGGGAAAUAAAAGCACAAUCCACAAUGUUGGCAGGGAGGAGGGAAGAAAUCACAAAACUUUGAGAGACAGACAGAAUAAAGUUAUUAGUCUAAAGCAAGGAUGUCAAACUCGAUUUCAUUGAGGACCACAUCAGGGAUUUGAUUGACCUGAAGGAGGCAGGAUGACUGUGGCCGAGGUAGUCAUGGGCAGCUCAAGAUCACUCAUGUCGGGGUGCCUGUGGUGACCUGAGCACUCUGCCAACAAAAUGAGCUCCAUUUUUGGCUGUAACAGCCUCCUGCAACCCUCUGCCAGCGAAAGCAUAGCUUGGGAGGUGUGCCCACAGCCCAUGGGAGAUCUGUUUUCGCUAGCAGAGCCACCGCAGGCCAGUCUGCUGUUUCCAGGGCAAUCCCACAGGCCAGAUCUAAGCAACCGGGUCCCCGGAUCCUUGAGUUUGACACCUCUGUUUUAAAGUGACUUUGAGAAACCCAUAGCUUUGUUAAAGAUUAUAUCUCUGGCAAGAGAAAAAUGCAUAUUCUGAAAUUUCAGGUAAAGAAUCUUUGGUAGCAGGCGUGAUCUAAGAAUUCUCAUCUUGAACCCUGAAAAGCUGUUAUCACUCAAAAGAGGAGUCAGCAACAUUUUAAUUGGUGGGUACUGCUUCUUUGGCCUUUUUAAAUUUUUUAAAUUUAUUUUUUAACAUCCGGCUCUCACCUCCAUGUAUCAUAUAAUCUUAUAUGCAAACACUAAAAUCUCUCUCACAUUUGGACAAUCUUGAAAAAAAUUCAGCCAUCGGAGAUUGGAUUUUAACAAUGAAAAAGGCUACUAUACAAUUUUAUAAACAAAAUAAUUUACUCUUUCUGAAAUGGGCACUUUAUACAGCAGCUGAGCCCUGCUGAGAAAAACAGCUAGGAAUUAAUUAGUCCAAAACCAAGGGACAUGUCUGAUAUGAAACAAUCGUCCAGUAGAGCAAAUUAAGACCUUGAAAUAUCUGGAUAUUGUUUUCCAUGUGGCAGGCAACCAUAAAUCCCACGCUAGCUUUAAGUCCCAUUAUGUCAGCUUAAAUGCA
This is a messenger RNA of Thamnophis sirtalis, 4322 nucleotides long. The record is from RefSeq and is a predicted model, not a curated record. NCBI's taxonomy places the organism in Eukaryota, Metazoa, Chordata, Lepidosauria, Squamata, Natricidae.